CAAAUCCCGCCAUUCCCUUUUCUUUAAAAAGAAAAAUCUAAUUUUCUCAAGAAAACCCUAACCCACGCUCUCCUUUUUCCCUCCCAUGUUUUCCCGCCUCCCAAUCACUCCUCUUUUUUAAUACCCUAGUCUAUCUUCUCUCCUUCAUUCUGCCCUCUGUCUUUUCUCCUCUCAAAGAAAAAAAACAAAGAAAGCCUCAUCAAACCUUCGAUCCCGGCAAUGAAGCCCAUUUCAAGAAGAAGAAGCAGUGAAUGCUAUUACAGAUAUUUGAAACCAGGAGCACUUGCCCAACUCAGAAAUUCUAAAAUCAGCGCUAGAUCUCAUAAUAAACCCAUUAGUAUCAUCUCUUUAAUCAACCACCCAGUUGAUGAGUCAUCGCCGCCGCCAAUGACGACCCAUCAUCAGAUUUCGGUGGGUGAUGGGGAGCAAGUUGUUGUUCCUUGCCUAGUCAGCAAGACCUACGGUCCCAGAUGCCUUAAAAGAAAAAAACUUAUGGCUGCUAGAUCUGUUUUCUUUCUCAAUUUGGAGUCUGCUGAUAAUGAUUCUUCAAUUACUCUGUUUAAUAAUGAUUCUCUUGUUGCUCAUUAAUUAUAACUCUUGGAUAGAUAGAUUUCAAGUUCUCUUUUUCCUUUUUCUUUUUCCGAUUACUUUUUUGUAAUUGCUCAUAAAUUGAGUAUUGGGUUAUUAGCAUAAUGAAUGAUACUCAUUGGUAACAAAAGAUACCGACUUUGUUUCCUUUUGUGCGUGAUUAGUGAUAAAUCUCCAUGUGUUACUUGUAUAUUAUCA
Messenger RNA from Ricinus communis (castor bean), 786 nucleotides. RefSeq lists its product as uncharacterized. Lineage: Eukaryota; Viridiplantae; Streptophyta; Magnoliopsida; Malpighiales; Euphorbiaceae. The transcript has a single exon. The record is from RefSeq and is a predicted model, not a curated record. Bases 220 to 588 code for a protein of 122 amino acids.